AUGAAUCAGGAGUUCUCAACAGAUGUGAUCCUAGGGAAAGGUAGAGAUCUGAUCAUACUGUCGCAUGGCGUCCUGAGACUUGGGAAGACUUCCACAGCCGAGCGCGCUGCAGCACAAAGAAGAAGGCCAGUCUUCCCCAUUACCUGCGGUGAUAUUGAUACGACGCGAGGUCAAGUUGAAGAACGGUCGAACGGAUACUUCGACGUGGCCUAUAAGGAGGCGAACUUGCAACGGAACGGUAUAAUUUCAGUGUUCCUACGGGCUCUAGCAGUGUUGUGA
Molecule: messenger RNA, 279 nt
Organism: Letharia columbiana
Lineage: Eukaryota; Fungi; Ascomycota; Lecanoromycetes; Lecanorales; Parmeliaceae
Exons: 3
Coding region: 1-279 (92 amino acids)
Source: RefSeq, a predicted model, not a curated record